This is a messenger RNA of Xenopus laevis (African clawed frog), 1278 nucleotides long. RefSeq names its product aryl hydrocarbon receptor interacting protein like 1 S homeolog (gene aipl1.S). The transcript has 6 exons. Lineage: Eukaryota; Metazoa; Chordata; Amphibia; Anura; Pipidae. Gene Ontology annotation, cellular component: cytoplasm; nucleus. Gene Ontology annotation, molecular function: peptidyl-prolyl cis-trans isomerase activity. The coding region runs from base 20 to 1006 and encodes 328 amino acids. The record is from RefSeq and is a predicted model, not a curated record.
CACACUUGAAGCAGCAGCAAUGGAAGAGACAAUUCUCCUCAAUAUGGAAGGUGUCAAAAAGAAAAUAUAUCAUGGAGGAAAAGGUGAUUUGCCAAAAUUCAUCACUGGAGCAAAGGUCACUUUCCAUUUUCGCACAUUAAAGUGUGACGACGAGAGGACUGUGAUUGAUGAUAGCAAGACAGUUGGUGUACCUAUGGAAAUCAUCAUUGGAAACAUGUUUAAGCUGGAAGUCUGGGAGAUGUUGCUCACGUCCAUGCGGAUUGGAGAGGUGGCUGAAUUCUGGUGUGAUGUCACACACACUGGGUUAUAUCCAAUAGUUUCCAAGAGUCUGCGACGCAUUGCCGAAGGAAAAGACCCAACAGACUGGCACAUGCACACUUGUGGAUUGGCUAAUAUGUUUGCCUACCAUACGCUGGGCUACGAAGACCUGGAUGAGCUGCAGAAGGAACCCCAGCCUCUUAUAUUUGUGCUUGAACUAUUAAAGGUAGAAUCUCCUAGUGCUUACAAACGAGAAACCUGGGCUCUGAAUAAUGAUGAAAAACUGAAAGUAGUGCCCAUCCUGCAUGGAGAAGGCAACAGGCUUUUUAAGCUUGGACGCUAUGAAGAUGCAAUCAACAAAUAUAAAGAAGGGGUGAUUUGUUUGAAGAAUCUCCAGACUAAGGAGAAGCCAUGGGAGAUACCUUGGAUGAAACUGGAAAAGAUGAUUAACACUUUGGUUUUAAACUACUGUCAAUGCCUGCUUCGCAUAGAAGAGUUCUAUGAAGUUAUAGAACAAACAAGUGACCUAAUCCAACACCACCCAGGUCUGACAAAGGCGUAUUUUAUCCGAGGAAAAGCACAUGCAGAAGUGUGGAAUGAGGAGGAAUCUAAGAAAGAUUUUGAAAAAGUUCUGGAAAUGGACCCAGCUAUGAGUAAAGUAGUAAAGAAGGAAAUUCGAAUCCUGGAGUGUAGAAUGCAAGAAAAAGAAGAAGAGGACAAACUAAAAUAUAAGAACCUUUUCUCUUAGCCAAUCAGAUCAAAUAUAAACAGUGUGAUGCUUUAGAUUGCUCAUUCAGCAUUGGUUUACUAACCACCGUAACACAAUGCAAGGCUAACUCAAAUGGUGAAAGGUGAUCAGCUUCAAACUUGUAUUACUAUAUGUGGUCAAGGAGAAAGCAGCUGGGUGUAGCUACUUUCUGCUUGGCCUUGACCAUAGAAUGCAAUCAGUACCGUAUAUACUCGUGUAUAAGCCGACCCGUGUAUAAGCCGAGGUACCUAAUUUACCUAAGAAAACUGGAA